Molecule: messenger RNA, 1735 nt
Organism: Epinephelus lanceolatus (giant grouper)
Lineage: Eukaryota; Metazoa; Chordata; Actinopteri; Perciformes; Serranidae
Source: RefSeq, a predicted model, not a curated record
GCUAAAGGGCAUCGGAUGUGCUGAAUUACUUGCAAAUUCACUGAAGUCCAAAGCUCCGGAGGAUGCAUUGCCAGUAAAAAAAGUAAAGAGACCUAGGAGAGGAGAAGCCAACCACAUUCCUGACAUUCCAACUGGAGAGACUCCAGAUAAUUUGGAAGAUGACAGAGUGACACUUUUGAGUGAAGUGAGGAAGCGAAACAAUCUUGCAGUGAUAAAGAACAAAAUGGACAAGACCUUUUCACUGCGAAGACAAGAAAUUGUGGCAAAGGAAUCAGGAGUGGAAGAGGUGAAAGAGAGAUGGCCUGCAUUGUUCACAGUGGAUGAGAUCAAUGCUGAAUUUAUGAGGAUUAUUACUGUUCCACUUCAACCGCGAUUCCUGGCUUCUUUGGACAAGCACCACAGCAAGCUGAUUGAGAUCAUCAGGAACAAGGGAGGAGCUGUCAGAGAGAAGACACGGGGUGUGCUGAAAGUUCUUGAUCAGAGCCUGGAUGUGAGCCUAAAGAGAGAGUGUCUGCUGAAGUGCCUCAUCUUGUACCUUGGGGAAGACGUACAAAAACUGAUCAAGGAGUUUCUGCGCUCCCUCCUCCCUCUCCUGUGUCUCCUCUUCAUUUCAUCAGAGCAGACCGCGAUGAAAACAGCGACAGAGGUUGCUGAGAAGGAUGACGCCGAAAGAGAGCUUCAGCAGUGCACAAUGGCGGUGUUUGUCAUCAGGGAGGAAGAGGAUCCGUUAAAGCCACCAUGUGACAUAGGCAUCAUUAUUGAAGGUGUGGAGGUGCUUAAUGAGCUGCCAUCAGUUGCACAUGGAUGUGCCCUCUUAUUUGGCCUCAUCUAUGCUCUAAACUUGAGCUAUCCAGGUGAGCUCAAACACACUUUCGAUGCGCUGCAGAAAAUAUUCAUGGAGAUUGAACCAAAGAGAAUGACACGCAGAGUGUGCAGUCUGAGUGUCAAGCUCUAAAUAUGGGGUUGCUCAAAGAAAGACAUUUGGAUACAACAUGUUGUUCUGUUUUAUUGCUUGUAUUCAAAUACAUUCCAGGAUAAUGUAAGGGGUCAUUGUUACAUAAGAGAGAAACUAGUUUUAAUUCAAAACACGAUUUAAUUUGUGAUUUUCUGUGUUAACAGAAUUCUUUCUGUUGUAUAAAUAUUGUGGCACAUAUAUCAACAUUGAAAUGUGAAUAAUGCUAAAUUCAGUAAGCAGUGUAAGAGCACUAGUGGUUAUGUUUUUUUCCUUGAACUGCCUUUAUUCAUAAUUGCACUCACAGCAGCUGUGUUUUUCCUUGCUUUAUUUUUUGGGGUCCCCUGCAUUUGUAAUGGUUCAAAAAUAAUGAUAUUCCUACAUUUAUAUCAUUUUGUCAAAUGAUAGCAAAGAGUUAACACUGUUUCUAUUUUUAUACUGUUUUAUUACUGUUACUGUUUUAUAAUGCUGUUACUUUGGAUCUCUGAAGUUUUAAAGAAGAGGUGAACAAACCAGUUUUACAUGUUAAGAUGUGUAAGUUGAUGUGUUUACAGUUUCAUUAGGUGUAAAAAAAAAAAAACAUGAUGAAAAGACCACAUUUUAUUUAAUUUUACAUGGAAGUUUUUUUUUCCUAAGUGUUGUUGUGUAAAACACACACUGGCCUGUUGUACUGGUAACAACAUUGACAUAGUUUUAUUAAGUUUUUGAUGGGUUUUUUAUUAUUAUUUUGAAAGGUGAUGCAAUUUUCAGAAUCAUCAAAAAUAAAUGGUCUUUUGAAGAGAA